UCUUCUUUGAGUUCCUCAGCCCACGCUGAACUCACCUGGGCUUCUGGCAGACUGUUUACUUGUUUUCCCAACUGCUCUCCCUGAUCCUGUUGCAUUCCCUCUCUCGCAGGGCCCAAAAAGGAUGUGAACUUUGGAAUGGGGUCUGUGAGCAGGCUGCGGACUCAGUGCACGUGUGAGACUGUUGCUGAAUAACAGAAGGACUGGUUGAUCGCUGCAGGCAGCCCUUCUGUCUGGCUGCAGGGCACCAGCCUUGCCUGGGCCCUUCAUCAUGUUCCUCCUGCUCCCCUUUGACAACCUGUUUGUUAAUCUCUUGGGGAUUUCCAUAACUGUCCUCUUCACUCUGCUUCUGGUUUUCAUCAUUGUGCCAGCAAUUUUUGGAGUCUCCUUUGGCAUCCGCAAGGUUUACAUGAAAACUUUAUUAAAGAUUUUUCAGUGGGCGACACUAAGAAUAGAACGUGGUGCCAAGGAGAAGAACCAUCCAUUAUACAAGCCCUAUGUCAAUGGUAUCAUUGCAAAGGAGCCAACAUCACUGGAAGAGGAGAUCAAGGAGAUCCGCCGGAGUGGCAGUGGCAAAGCCCUGGACACCCCUGAGUUUGAGCUCUCAGAUAUCUUCUAUUUCUGCCGCAAAGGCAUCGAGACCAUCAUGGAUGAUGAAGUGACCAAGAGGUUCUCAGCUGAAGAGCUGGAGUCCUGGAACCUGCUCAGCAGGACUAACUACAACUUCCAGUAUAUCAGCCUGCGCCUCACUGUACUUUGGGGACUGGGUGUGCUCAUCCGCUACUGCUUCCUUCUGCCUCUCAGGAUAGCCCUGGCAUUUACUGGCAUCAGCUUGUUGGUGACUGGUACUACAGUGGUGGGAUAUUUGCCAAAUGGAAGGUGUAAGGAGUUCCUGAGCAAGCAUGUCCACCUGAUGUGUUACCGGAUCUGUGUGCGUGCCCUCACAGCCAUCAUCACCUACCAUGACCGAGAAAACAGACCCCGAAAUGGAGGCAUUUGCGUGGCAAAUCACACAUCUCCCAUUGAUGUGAUCAUCCUGGCCAGUGAUGGCUACUACGCGAUGGUGGGUCAGGUCCAUGGAGGGCUCAUGGGUGUGAUACAGAGAGCCAUGGUGAAAGCUUGCCCUCACGUCUGGUUUGAACGCUCUGAGGUCAAAGAUCGUCACCUCGUCGCCAAAAGGCUUACAGAGCAUGUCCAGGACAAGAGCAAACUGCCUAUUCUUAUCUUUCCAGAAGGAACCUGCAUCAACAACACAUCUGUGAUGAUGUUCAAAAAGGGGAGCUUUGAAAUUGGAGCCACAGUUUACCCUGUAGCCAUCAAGUAUGACCCGCAGUUUGGAGAUGCCUUUUGGAACAGCAGCAAGUAUGGCAUGGUAACCUACCUCCUUAGGAUGAUGACCAGCUGGGCCAUUGUCUGCAGCGUCUGGUACUUGCCCCCAAUGACGAGGCAGCCCGAAGAGGACGCUGUCCAGUUUGCCAAUCGAGUGAAGUCGGCCAUUGCCAGGCAGGGGGGCCUUGUGGAUCUGCUCUGGGAUGGAGGACUGAAGAGGGAGAAGGUGAAAGACACGUUCAAGGAGGAGCAACAGAAACUCUACAGCAAAAUGAUUGUAGGCAACCAUGAAGACCGGAGCCGCUCCUGAGCCCUCUGCCUCCAGCAAUGUUACUGGGCCUGGCCAGAGCCCUCUGCCUCCAGCACGAGCCAGGGCUGGUCUGAAGCAGCUCUGAAUCUUUGGACUCUGGCUACUCCAGAGCUGCUUGGACUUGCUCCUUCAUCCUCUGGCUGUUCUUUCCUGGAGGCACUAUUACUGCCUAGAGCCUUGAGGCCCUGGGCAGCUCUUGGCAAAGAUGCCUUCUCGUUACUGUUACAGUGAAGCCCCUUGCAGGGGCAAUAGUAAAUGAAACACUUAUGGUGUC
This is a messenger RNA of Cariama cristata (Red-legged seriema), 1910 nucleotides long. RefSeq names its product 1-acylglycerol-3-phosphate O-acyltransferase 6 (gene GPAT4). Gene Ontology annotation, biological process: triglyceride biosynthetic process. Gene Ontology annotation, molecular function: glycerol-3-phosphate O-acyltransferase activity. Lineage: Eukaryota; Metazoa; Chordata; Aves; Cariamiformes; Cariamidae. Gene Ontology annotation, cellular component: endoplasmic reticulum. The record is from RefSeq and is a predicted model, not a curated record. The coding region runs from base 269 to 1636 and encodes 455 amino acids. The transcript has 12 exons.